AUGAGGAGAUUGACCUGCUUGUCAAGUACCUCGGCCCGGCGUCAUGCAGAAAGCCUACGCAUUGCCAAUGCUAACGACCUGACUCGCGCCCGGGAUAAAAUCUGGAAUCGCCUAGAAGAGCGCUACGGUUCACCAGAACUUGUAGAACUAUCUCUUAGACAGAAACUCGCCGCUAUGUCCAAGAUACCGAACAAUGACCCCAAGCGGCUCUAUGAACUCACGGACCUUUUAGCUGAAAUCCAGUCCAUCAAGGACCAACACAGGUACAGAAACAUUAUGGCAUACUACGACUCCUCCGCAGGAGUGAACCCAGUGGUCACGAAGCUGCCUAACUAUCUACAGAACAAGUGGACUACACACGCAAGUAACUAUAAGAAACAAUCUGGGGUAAUAUACCCUCCCUUUAAUGUCUUUGUCGACUUUCUGACAGACCAAGCCAUAAAAGCUAAUGACCCUAGCUUCGAUUACUCGGUGAGACCAGAAAACAAGGUGGUAAAUGCCCCAGAGAAAAGAAAGAGCUGUAUAACAGCGUCAUAUCACCAGAAACCGGUCAUGGUCCAUAACACAGAAGUUGACCAGAAAGGAGUUGUACAGGUGCUGUGUCCCCUUCAUAAUACUUCCCACAGCCUGAACGAAUGUAAGGCCUUCCAAAAGAAGCCCAUAGAGGAAAGGAGGAAAUUCAUGAAAGCUAAAGGCGUGUGCUUUCGAUGCUGUGCAGUAAACCUUCAUAUUGCCAAGGACUGCACAGAGUCUUCAAUUACCUGUCAAAAAUGUCAAAGUACUGCACACUGCACCGCCCUGCACACACCAGGGUCGUAUGACGCAUCCAACAACACAUACAGAACAACUAUGAAAUCUACUAGUUCUGACAACGAAGUUCGGACUAAGUGUACGACUUUGAACUGCAAAGAAUUUUCUGGAAGAUCAUGCGCGAAGAUUGUGCUGAUAAAGGUCUACCGUAGUACCUUUCCCCGUAACUUCAAGUACGUUUAUGCUCUAAUUGAUGAUCAGAGUAACAAGUCCCUCGCAUCAUCGGAGUUCUUUGACGGAUUUGGGGAGAACGGCCCUGAAGUCGAAUACACCCUAACAUCCUGCGCAGGAACAUUCACUACUUCAGGUAGGAGAGCCGGAGGCUAUGUCGCUGAAUCUGUCGACGGCAACUCUAUCAUGGACCUUCCGCCUCUUAUUGAGUGCAACGAUAUACCAAACAACAGAGAAGGAAUCCCCCUACCCAAUAUCGCCAAGCACUACCCCCACUUGACUGACAUAGCUACGCUGAUUCCGCCUCUGUGCGACGAUGCCUCAAUCUGCAUUCUUAUUGGAAGGGACAUGGUUGAUGCCCAUAGGGUGCUGGAACAGCGCUUGGGCCCCAAGAACACGCCCUUUGCACAGAAACUUAGUCUGGGCUGGAUACUUAUUGGAGAACCAUGUGGGAGAGAUGCACAUUGGUCAGACAGGGUCAACGUCAACAAAACUCAACUGCUUCUCAACGGUCGUACAUCCGUUUUUGAUCCUUGCAGUAAUUACUUCAACACUAAAGAGGUGGCAUUGAAAGAGAACUGUCUGUUCGAAAGAACCAUCGAGGAUGACAAUCGAGGACUAUCGAUUGAAGACCACCAGUUUCUUGACAUUAUGGACAAGGAGAUGAUCCGAAACAAUAACGGGCACACUGGGAAGCUCCCCUUCCCUUGCGACCCCACCGUCAAGCGCUUCCUAAUAACAAGAAGGAUGCUAUGA
Messenger RNA from Ylistrum balloti, 1737 nucleotides. RefSeq lists its product as uncharacterized. Bases 1 to 1737 code for a protein of 578 amino acids. The transcript has a single exon. The record is from RefSeq and is a predicted model, not a curated record. NCBI's taxonomy places the organism in Eukaryota, Metazoa, Mollusca, Bivalvia, Pectinida, Pectinidae.